Molecule: messenger RNA, 609 nt
Organism: Polychytrium aggregatum
Lineage: Eukaryota; Fungi; Chytridiomycota; Chytridiomycetes; Polychytriales
Product: F/Y-rich N-terminus-domain-containing protein
Exons: 3
Coding region: 1-609 (202 amino acids)
Biological process (GO): regulation of cell cycle
Cellular component (GO): nucleus
Source: RefSeq, a predicted model, not a curated record
AUGAUUUCUCCGUCCAUUCCAACGCCCGAAAACACCCGAAGGCCCAAAAAGACAACCCAGAAACGCGCCCCCGUCACCACCAAGCUACGAAAGAUCCAGGAGAUUCCCGUUGGCGAGGACGGACAGCCGGUUCUUCCCAUGCAGAUUGGCAUCAUGACACUGCACUCCCUUGGCGCCGUUGUCACCGAUCGCGAAAACUUUCAUUCCGAGCGAUACAUUUACCCCGUGGGAUACUGUGUCUCCAGGCAAUACGCCAGCAUGAUCGAUCCCGAGCGCUCCGUCAUUUACACCUCACGGGUACUCGAUGGAGGAGACGGCCCUCGCUUCCAUGUCGUGGCUGAGGAUAUGCCCGAUAAGCCCAUCGUGGCCAACUCUGCAACCGGUGCUUGGACAACCAUCAUCAAAAACGCCAAUCAACUCCGAAAUCGUGAGCAUAGCAACAGCGCCUCCGGUCCGGACUAUUUCGGCUUCUCGCAGCCUUCCAUCGCCAAGAUGAUUCAGGACCUUCCUGGCGCUGAUCUCUGCAAGAGCUACGUUCAUCAGGAGGUGAGAUACCAGCAUCUGCGGUCUUGGCUUCCCUUGGCUUCCCUCGGCUGUAUCGGCCUUUGA